Messenger RNA from Hipposideros armiger (great roundleaf bat), 4357 nucleotides. RefSeq names its product A-kinase anchoring protein 19 (gene AKAP19). The record is from RefSeq and is a predicted model, not a curated record. The transcript is spliced from 4 exons. NCBI's taxonomy places the organism in Eukaryota, Metazoa, Chordata, Mammalia, Chiroptera, Hipposideridae. The coding region runs from base 617 to 898 and encodes 93 amino acids. Gene Ontology annotation, molecular function: protein kinase A regulatory subunit binding.
UUGGAGAACUACUGAUGGAAAUGCCUAUAAUGACUACAGAAAGAUGGGCUUUUAAGGGAAUCAGCAUAGCAAAACUGCUUCCUGUAUGGGGGUCUUAGGACCCAAGAAAGUUUUUGGCUACAGGAUCACGUGCUUUGUAAUGGAAGCUUUUAAAGGCUGCCUGCUGAUGAGUGAGAACUUUUUGACAGACAAUUUGUGGGUUUAUUGCUCUUGAAAAACAAUGUAUCUGCUGCAGAAUCCAGGUUGACAUAGACAAUAGAUGCUACACAGAGAAUAUACACACUUAUUUCCUGAAAUUCCUGAUGUAUUUGGGUAUCGGCCAAGCACACGCAGACUCAGUGGAAGCCAGUGGGCCAAGUAUCUCAGCCUCUCCCCGUGCUGCUUCCCAUGGCCUCCAGAGCCCCUAAAAGAGAGACAAACAGCUAUGAACACUAGCUGCACAAGAUAAACACUUCAUGUGAAGAGUGGUGACAGGGAGCACUGAGUUUUGAAGUGGCCCGGAGAGGAAAAGCACGGGCCAGUUACCACGGGGACAGGCGUUCGGUGUUUUCCAAAGAUGCUGAAGUAGUCUUUGACACUCACAGCUGUGCUCCACUCAGUCCAACCUCUUCCUAACAUGGGCUGCAUGAAAUCAAAGCAAAUGUUCCCAUUUCCUACUACAAUUGAGAGUAACAACCAGCAUGCAAGUACAGAAAGCUUCGUGUCAGGCGACAGAUUUCCUCCGAGGAUGCCUUCUCCAGUUAUCAAGGAGGUGGCCAGGGAACCCUCAGAGUCCGAAAUUGUGGUCUCUGAGUUUGCACACCGCCUGUCCCAGGAAAUCCUGAGUGACGCCUUGCAGCAGUGGGCAGACAACAACACUAAGUACUGUGACAUCCCAUUCAUUGAGAACGAGGGGUAGAAAGAUGGCACUGGCUUGAAUUGUGGAUCUAGUUGGUGCUAGCUUAAAUACAGGAAGCAAAAGCAAAAAGUGGUGUGAUUAAAUACAAACGACUCCAUCUGAAUGUAAAAUUAAGUCUAUGAUAAUAUCAAGAGUGUAGGAAUACCUACAAUGAAAUGUGUUUUACGCAGUUCUAUGACAACAGCACUUUCUAUCAGCUUGGUCUUGGAUGUUAGUCCUUUAAAGGGCUAACCACAGUCCUGUGGCACCACCCUAAUCAGCUGUAUGCCACACCACUUUCUUGAGACAGUAUAGCAUCACCAAAGAAAUAAAAAGGAAAAAGUGCCCUAAGUUUCCAAAUGGUUUAAAGACCUUCCUUUAAUAUAACUAUUUAAUUUAUACCAACUCCCCUCCCCCCUGCCAAGAUAUGAAAAGGAUUUUUCUUGAAAUGCCUCAGCAAUGAAUGGCACUCAAGCAGAUUAACAGUGAGUGGGGCUUGUUGGUCAAAACCAUUUGUGUCAAGGAUCCCUGUUUAACACAAAUGAUCCAGUGUUAGAAAGCACCCCAUGUAGAGGAGGUCCACCUUGAACCCUGUCCUUAGUAAGAUAGUUAUGCUUGUCAUCCUCAAACAUAAGUCUCACCUUGAAUCUCAGGGCCCUAACUGACCACAACUAUUAUUGAAUGACUCAGAUUUUGUGUAAAUUUCACAGGAUACAAUUUACUUAAUCAUGGCAUUAAUGUUUAUUGCAUUGAAUUAAGCCCAAUGAUCUAUAACUAUACAAGAAAACAAAUUUGGGUGCCUUUGAUAAACAGAAGCCCUAGCUGGCAAGGUAGAAAGCAGAGCCGGGUUGCAGUGCUGAAUGUGUACUAAGCUUUACUGUCUCACAGAUGCACAGGGUUGGUAUAUGGGCACUUCUUCCCAUUUUUUUUAUUGACUAGAGGGGCAAUCACCAAAUUACUGUGGGACCAGAUUAUGCGUGAAAAUCUAUUGCUGUAUUACUACAGAUCAGACACUCCUCCGAAAACAGUAUUUACGCAUUUUUUUUUAUGGUAACAUUGCCCAUUGGACAUUUACAGCUAUAUACUGUACUAUUUUUAUAAAUUAGGCUACCUUUUUCAGGAAGCUUUGUUUUAAAGAAUUAGUACUGUUUGAGAUCCAUGGUGACAGAAAAUUUGGGAGAGACGGAAGAAGAUACUAAGACAUAACAGGAAAACUGGGAGUGAGUCUCUCUAGAAUUACCUUUUCAUCAAGAUUUGCUACACAUUGAGUUUAACUGGCAAGGGAAUUAUUUAAGCCCUUGUGCGUUAGAUUCUUUUAAGAUACAACAGACCCUUGUCACUGAAAUCUAAAGGAAGGCAGAGAAAGGCUUGUGACCUCUUUAAUGAGAUAAAUAUGUAUUUGGCCUUGUAAGCAGGCAGAAAUGCUAUAUCUAAUUUUAACAAAGAUACUUUAAAACCCACAAUCAAAUAGUGAAUUCUCCAAGUUACAUGGGCCAAGAAAGUUCUUUAAAGUGAGUGAUGUGCCAUCUUUCUGUUACCUUUGGAUACCUGGUCAUUCAGCUUUCAUUUCACCUAGUCCCAGGAUUUGUACUGUCCUAUUGUACUUGCCAUCUUAACAACUCAGAAAAAGCACACGCGUUUAUACAAGGAAAUAUAUGUCAUAAGUCAUGAGGCUGAGAACAGAGUUUCCUAAAACUACAAAACAUAUUUCCAGCUCAUGAAGAAAAAUUUAGGUUUUUGAGUAUUUAUACUGACUCAGAUAAAAGCCUAGAUGUUGCCAUUUUUCAUUCAUUGUAUCUCUCACAUCAGGACACUUGCUACAAGGUAUUCAUUUGCUGAAAGAUAUAAUUAAGUUUGUAAGAUAAUGCAUAUUGUGAGAACACAAAGCCAUAUAAAAAGCAGCACAUCGCACUAAAAUUUUCAGCAUGCAUAGGGACAUAGACUACUGGGUUUUGGUUAUAUCUAAAUGUUUUAACCUUAGGUUACUCCUGUGCCUUGGGCCUGUUUCCCAGGGGUGUAACAGGGAUGCCCGCCAGACACACAUGUAGCUACAAGUCUAAACUGUGUUGCCCCCCUCUGACACGAUGGCAGUACAGAUGUCGCUGAUCACCACCUCCUCGCUCCUGAAUCAUUUUAACAGAGUAUAUAUCCUGUGACAUACAGAGACUUGUCUUAGAAAUGGGCAGGAACUACAAGGCUGGCACAGUGUCAGUGGAUAAACCAAGUUGGGAGCAGGCAGGAGAAAGAGCUGGGUAAAGAAUCUGUACUCCAUGCGGUGGCUGCCAAGAUGUAGUUUGGCCUUGCUGGCAAGAUAGAUAAGGACAUCUUCGAUAGGAUAAUUCAGCUUCUUUCAUACCUUCAUAUUUAAAUAUUGAAUUUACUUUAUUUUAAAGGUCCCGCCUGUUGGAACAAUAAAAGAGUAGAGGGACUGUUUUAGGGAGGAGACAUAAAACAGAAGACAAAGAAUUACUAGCUACUGGAAAGGGAAACAUUGGUUCCAAAAUACAUCACACACACAGAUGAAAUACAAAUGAUGGCCAGUUAGUAAGAGAAAGGAACGUGAGGAAAAGAGAGCCCAAGAAACAGCACUAGUGUCAAACUCCAUCAGAAAUGCACUGCAAAAACGAGUUUCCAGUGUUUUCCACUGAGGGGAGGGACCCGGGAGCAAGGUCCCGUCUUUACCCUGCUGACACACGCCCAACCACUGCGUCUGUGCCCUCGAGAACAUCCAGGAUAGGGGCCAAGGAGCUGCCACCAGCAUGACAGAGAACCUGCAGAUGACAAUGGCAGAAGCAGCAGUUCAUUAGAGGAAACCUGCCAAUUCCUCAUUUGCAAAGACUCACAGAGCCUCACAGUGUGCUUCACCCCUGCUCCCCCAGCUCAGGGUCUCCUGUGCACAAUACCUUUCAGUUACAGGCCUGUGAUACGAGUUCUCCACUUUCAGUUGCCUUACCAGUUCUUUGCAAACUACCUAUGGUUGUUAUUAGCACUUAAAGCACAAUUUUGAAGGGGAUAAAAAUGAUGUUGGUUCCAAGAGAAUAAUUUGUGUCAAACUGCCUUAGUAUUAAAAAUAGACACACGCUGGAUGAACAGAGCAUGGUACUCAUCCUAUUCAUGUCAUUGACAUUUUAUGAAUUGGAGGGAACUAUACUUUUGUUAUUACAUGGUUUUAGAAAUCAUAAGUUAGAGACACAUUAUAAGUAAUGUCAAGGAACAGUCAUUUAAAAACAAACUUCUAACAAAUAUAUUGUUUGCUUAAUCACAAUGCCCUCAUCCUGUAUUUGUGUGACCAAAUAGGACAUGUCUUGCUCAGAGCACUGGGCACAGGCUCAGAAGCACUCCCUGUAUCUUUGCAAAACUCAAGUUUUGUAAACAAAUUCACUUCCCUGUAAGACUUAGCUAUGAAAGGGUAUAUUUUUCCCAAAUAUUUUUGUGAAAAUACUUUUUUAUAACUGUACAGUAAAAGUCUAGUUGCAACUA